Messenger RNA from Cantharellus anzutake, 682 nucleotides. RefSeq lists its product as uncharacterized. The coding region runs from base 1 to 513 and encodes 170 amino acids. Lineage: Eukaryota; Fungi; Basidiomycota; Agaricomycetes; Cantharellales; Hydnaceae. The record is from RefSeq and is a predicted model, not a curated record. The transcript has 5 exons.
AUGCUGGAGACUGGGUACCGGAGCCGAAUUUCCCUUCACAGCCAAUACACUGAGUGUUCGACAAGCUAUCCUGCUUUAUGGGAGUGGGGCAUACGAGGAACUACGGGAAACGCAAUGUACGAGAGUAUACCAAUGUAUGGAUGUGGACCAAAAUUCUCCCCGAUGUCAUCUAGUCAGCGGGUAAAUCCAGAGCGGCGAACAGGACUGAGAUACUACGUGAUGAGAAUGUCCUCCGUGGAUCUGAUAGAUGGAGCGAGGGUGCGGAACACUGGCAUGAUUUGCAAGAGUCAAGCCCUCAAAAAAAACUUGGGCUUAGCAGGCUGUAAAGGAUCACAUCGCAUGUGGGAGGGAAUAUUUGCGUACGUGCUCGCGAAACUCCGCCCAGUACUCCACAGGUAUGGCGGCGGUGGCAGAUUCCAGCCGAUCCCCGUUGAUAGGGUUUCUGGUGCUACAGAAAUUCGGCCAACCCAACCAUGGAAUCCUGCGGCACGGAAGUUAGAUGCCAUGCAAUGAGAAGGUCUUCUACGAAUCUGGUAGACGGGGUGGGGGUCCAUAACAAAUGAUAAGAUAGCCAGCGGACUACGAUGAAUUUGAAGGAGUCAAUCCCCCAAGAGCCUCGAGCCAGUCGAGUACAAUUGGUCAGCGGCAUGGGACGCAUGUGUUUAGUGUCGAGCAGAGCACG